This is a messenger RNA of Linepithema humile (Argentine ant), 3936 nucleotides long. It is a transcript of the gene e, whose product is annotated as nonribosomal peptide synthetase ebony. NCBI's taxonomy places the organism in Eukaryota, Metazoa, Arthropoda, Insecta, Hymenoptera, Formicidae. The record is from RefSeq and is a predicted model, not a curated record.
UCAACCGCAGAAGGCAUUCUCUCUCGGUGACCAGCCGAUGACCGAAUGCUAAGGUCGGGCUGAGUUGGAGAACGACUUGGAGAAUCGCCACGGUCACCAAGCUGGCUGAAUUGCUACGAAAGAAGAGAAAUCAGGAACAUUAUCGUGGGACAACCAUCAAUAACCGGAAUAACCGGAAAGAAGACCUCAAGGAAAAGGAAGAGAACCAGGAGAGACGAGAAGAGUGAAAAAAGUUCGCGAGAAACACGCGCUUUUACGAAAUAGUGGAGCCAGUUUUUAAAAACAGGAACGGAAUAUAUAUAUAUAUAUAUAUACACACGAGUGAAAGGAAAUCUGCCAGAAAUAUCGUAUUUGGACAGUCGUUGACGGCGGCAGUUUCGCGAUCGACGGUGUCUAAUUCUCACUGAAACGCUUAUCGUCGGAGUUACCGUUAGGUAUUACUGUCUAACGAUAAGCAAAACAAAGUGUCUAGCUCUCCGCUGAUUUUAUAAGGCAAGAAAUUAUAGUUGUUGUAAACCGUCUCGAAAAAUUUGAAUAUGGGUACGUUGCAGCAGCAAUCGAUCUUAAAAGGUCAACAGACAGAAAAGCACAAAGAGAAAGAUUUAGUGCAUGAACUAUUCAGCCGUGCAGCAGCAGCUCAUCCGAAUCAAACAGCAAUAUUUUACGAAGAUGACGAGGGGCGAGAGCACGCGCUCUCUUUCAAAGAACUGGAUAACAUUACCAAUCAAUUGGCGCGAGCUUUACGAAAAUAUGAGAAAGUUGAAACAGCCUCCCAAUCACUGGUAGCUGUCUGCAUGAAACCAUCGCAUCAACUUCCAACUAUAUUACUUGGUAUAAUAAAAGCAGAAAUGGCCUAUUUACCUUUGGAUGUGGAAUUUCCAAUGUCCAGAGUGAAACACAUUCUCGAAGAAGCGCAACCGUUAAUAGUAUUGGUGGAGGAAGGAGCGGAUUUGUCGAUUUACGAGGGCACUUCGAUCGUGACGUACGAACAGCUCUUGAAAGAAGCUAGACAAGAACGAGAAGACACAUUAAAAGUGAAGGAGCGCUCCAAUCAACUCGCUAUUGUUCUUUAUACUUCCGGAAGUACGGGAGUUCCAAAAGGUGUGCUUAUACCGCAUGCUACUCUAUUGAACCGUUUGCAAUGGCAAUGGAGGGAACUUCCGUACGCGGAUGAUGAAGAACGCUGCGUCUUCAAGACUUCCCUGACAUUCGUCGAUAGCGUUCCGGAGAUUUGGGGACCGCUUCUACAGAAUCGUACUUUGGUGGUCGUACCAAAAAGCGUGACGAAAGACCCGGAGAGGUUCGUACCGCUUUUAGAGAAACACCAGAUACAACGUUUAGUUCUCGUGCCAUCGUUACUGCGCUCAUUGCUCAUGUAUCUGGGUCUACAAGAUAAGAAUGACAAACUUCUGAAUCGCUUGAAACUCUGGAUUUGUUCCGGAGAAACCUUGCCAGUCGCAUUGGCCGAUCAAUUUUUUGCCAAGUUUAACAAUGAGGACAAGAUAUUGGCUAAUUUCUAUGGUAGUACGGAAGUCAUGGGUGACGUCACGUACUACCUUUUGAGCAAACGCGCACAAUUACAAGGAAUGGAGAAAGUGCCAAUUGGAAAACCAAUCGACAAUUGCAUAAUCUACCUCGUGAACAAGGACAUGCGAUUAGUUCCUCAAGGAGAAGUGGGAGAGCUGAUCGUAGCUGGAAGGAAUCUUGCCGCGGGUUACAUACGCGGACGAGACGCACAUAAAUUUUUGGACAAUCCUCACGCCAUCGAUCCAGAGUAUCCAAAGAUCUUUCGCACCGGUGACUACGCUAAAAUCGUUAAAGGUUCGAUAAUUUAUGAAGGACGAGUGGAUUCGCAGAUCAAGAUUAGAGGUCACCGUGUUGACCUCACGGAAGUGGAAAAAGUGAUUGCCAGGAUACCCGAUAUCGAUAAAGUCGUGGUUCUUUGCUACAAACCUGGUGAACUAUCACAGGCACUGGUAGCCUUUAUUACGAUCGCGGACGGCACAACCAUAUCCAGCUCGAAAGAAAUUGAAAGUUUUCUUCAAAGGACGUUACCGCCAUACAUGUUGCCACAAAUUAUUAUUGUUGAUCACAUACCUCUUUUAACUAAUGGAAAAACGGAUCGACAGACAUUAUUGAAGCAAUACGAAUCGUCUUGCCCUAAUGAUGAAAACGAUAUUGCUACAAACUGCGAUUACAGCGAUGUGCCGAGUGAAGAUCUUGCGAAAGCCCGUGUUCUCUUUCCAACGGUCGCGUCUAUAAUAGGAUGCAAUGGUUGCUCACAAGUGAAGAUGCGCGCGAAUUUCUACGAGCUCGGCGGAAACUCGUUGAAUUCGAUAUACACCGUGACUAAACUGAGAGACCAGGAUUAUCAUAUCAGCAUCACGGAUUUCAUCAUGGCAAAAGAUCUGGCCGAAAUAUUGAACCGCAUGAAAUUCAUAUCGUCCGACGAGGAAUCUCUCAAGGAAACCAUCGAUCAAAAGUCGUACAUCUUCGAACCGUUAAGCGAUUGCCACAAAGAGGACGCAAUCACGAUAAUUACAGAGAGCUUCUAUUCGAAAGCUGAUCUGGAGCAGUGGCUAAUGCCGGACAUAACGAGAGCCGAUUAUCGGGAAUUAAUGGAGGCCAUGUGGAAUCCUCUCGUAGAGAAAAAUCUGAGUUUUGCGAUGAAGUCGGCGCAAAGCGGCAAAAUGAUCGGGAUUACACUCAACUUCGAUCUUUGGGACGAACCUGAGCUAAUAUUGAACUCCAAGCUGAUGAUCGUUUUUGAUUUUCUCGAGUACCUGGAGGGACCGAUCAGAGAAUACAAAUUACCGAAAGGCAAGGGUCAGAUCAUCCACAAUUACAUGAUGGCAACGGACAGCGACUUGACUGCUGCGGAGAACGUGCUCGUGAUAAGACAAAUGGAAGAAUAUUGCUUACAACUUACUAAGCAGAAAGGAUACGCCGGAAUUUUCACCACAAAUACUAGUAGCCUCACACAGCAACUUGGCACGGAUGUGUUCGGCUAUGAAACCAUGCUGGUAUAUCAAGUGAACGUAUACGAGACACCCGAUGGAUACAAACCCUUCGGCAAGGCUCCCGACAGCCAAGUGGCAAUUUGCUCAUUAAAGAAUGAUUGACUAAAACGAUUACUAGACGAGUAAAUAAGACGAAUAAAAAGACGAAAAAGAGAGAGAGAGAGAGAGAAGUAUUAAAGUAGCGACAAAAGCAUCAAUUGCAAUCGUUUAUCAACAUGAUCAUUAGUUACUUACAAUAAUAAGGCUUGUUUUUCAUAUCACUUAUUAUUUUUUUAUAAAUACCACUGUCAAACGAUACAUCGCAAUCGCGCGAUACAACUAAAUGACCAUUUAUAUCAUUUGUCAAAAAUAAUGUAACGUAACACAUAAUGAUUAUUGUUCCUUCAAUUUUACAUUCUCGAUAAUCUAGUAAAAUUUAGGAUACUUUUUAAGUAAAAAUUUGUAAAAUUUGUAUAAUGAUAAAUUUACAACAAAUUAAUCAUUAUGCAUUUCUCAAAACAUUAGACUAAGCUAUUCUUCGAGAUAUGUCGUGAUAUUUUCAAUUAUAUAUUUAUGCUAUCGCAGUGAUAUUCAUGAACUAUAAAGAUUAUAGAUCAUAAAUUUGUAUAUAUAUUUUUGUAAAUAGAUGUGAUAAAAUUCUAACAGCUUUAAUAGCAUAAAUUUGCAAUUAACAUUAUAUUGUAAAACCCCUCCCUUAUAUACAUAAUUAAACAGUUGAAAUAAUAAAGGCUGCUAUGAUUAUAAUAAUAAUAAUAAUAAAUAUUUAAUUAUGUAUUAAUUAAUUUCGACCAACAAAAUACUAAAUGCAUUAGAAAAUUGUGUAUGCAAUAGUAAUUUAUGUAAACUACAUAUUGGCGUUGUAUCUAAUAAGCAGCUUUUAGAAAAGCACAAAAAAUCAAUUAGAAAAGCACCAAAG